This is a messenger RNA of Dimorphilus gyrociliatus, 2299 nucleotides long. The record is from the annotation of a GenBank genome assembly. NCBI's taxonomy places the organism in Eukaryota, Metazoa, Annelida, Polychaeta, Dinophilidae.
UGAAAAUGGUAACCAUGAACGAUAAAAUAGGUUUUAUGAAUAUUAUUAAGAACAAUUUGAAGCUUCGAAAAACAUGGCGGCUGCCUAAUUCUUUUCUGCGAGAUUAUCUUUAAUAACUUUUGGAGUAUUUCAAAUAUUAACGUUCUUUUGUAGCACCUGAAAACAUUUGAAACAGCAAAGCCUCUUAUAUUCAUAAAAAGCUUCAAGAUAGUUAUACCAAAAAUUAUCAUGUUUACACUUGAAGGAAUUGCUUAUAAUUGUCUGAUACGAAACUUUCAAACACUAAUGGAUGACUCCAAGUCGCGUAAAAGACUAUUUUCCGCAACUAUUCCUCCAAUUAUUGCCGAGAAAGUAUUGCACCAAAUAAAUGAAUAUUACUUGGGUGUUCCACCAAAUAUUUUGAAACAUUUUACAAAAAAUAACACUAUUUUAAAGGAUAUUGCAAUAAACGGGAGACGAAUAAAAGGGAUCACUCUAAUGCAAUUUCUUAGAGGACAUAAUCUAAACAGUGCCGCCUUGAUAAACUUCAAUCUGAUACGCGUUGAAAAGUGGAUAAAAUAUUUAAAAGUAUCAACUCUAAAACAACUUUCAUUGGAGGGAUCCUGCUUUCUGGACCGAAUUGUUGUGCAAGAAGAGAAUCAUCAUGAACAAGGAGGUGAAGAAACCAAGAGACUAAAUAUGGAAUUACUCCAAACAAAGCCCCCUUCUUAUAAGGGCUUAGGUUUCAAAUGUUUGGUUCAACUUAGUCUGGCUAACACGGACAUUAAUGAUGUUCACUUCCUCCACUUCACGAAAGAUUGUCCACAGUUACGUCACCUUAAUAUUUCAUCAACAAAUAUUACAGAUUUACGACUUCUUGAGAAAUUUCAAAAUUUAGAAUCUCUCGACUGUUCUUAUCCAAAUAGUACGAAUGUCUACGACACUUAUUUGGCCUUAUUAAAACUAAAAUCCCUAAAAGUAUUGGAUAUAUCAAAGUCAGACCGUAUUGGUUAUGGUGCACUGAUUUUAAGAUACAAAGGUCCUAAUGAAAAAGGUUCGAGCACUUCCACAAAAACAUCGAAGUCUAAAGAAAAGGAUUGGCAUCUAUCUGACUUUUUAAAUAAUGCGAUGUGGGAAAAUAUGACUCAUUUUAAUCUCUCUGGAAAUUGGAGUAGACCAAUCAAAAGCAUCAGCAAUUUCAUAAAUAAUCAUAAAAAAUUAGAAUUCUUUGGAUUAGAUGGCUGCAGAGUUGAUGAGAGAAAAGUAAAUGCAUUAAUAAGAAAUGGAAAAGUUCUUGAGCAACUGACAAAUUUCUCAAAAGAUAAAAUUGAAAAUGCUAUUAUGAGAAUGAAAUGCCCUGAACUUCAGAACAGAUAUUCUGAAUCGUUUGUAGAAAACUUAAAAAUACCAAGAAUAUAUGGUAAUCUCAACUAUGACAAUAUGAUUAAAGAUAUCUUGCAGGAGAAGAAAUUAGAUAUUUGCGAAGUUAUGGCUCAUCAAUUAAAUGCCAUGAAACAUACUGCUUUUCUAUAUCAUGAUGCAACGAAAAUAUUUGGCAGCUGCUUUCUUGUUAUUGACAGCAUUGAUAUCUCCGAAUCAGAAUAUUUUCUUAGUAUUCUAAAAUCUUGUUCUCAGAUAUUCAUAAAUCACUCUAAUAAAAGUUUUAGGGAUAAAAAUAUACAUCAUCUAUUAAAUAUUUUCACUAAAUACUACAAAUAUAUUCAUAUGGUAUAAAGAUGAUAUUAUUGUUUGAAGUGCUAAUACUCGAAAAUUGUCUUUCAGAUGUUUGACGUAGGUGAUUUUUUCAGUGGACUCUUUGAUGUAGAAAAUGCAAAUUCAAGCGAUUCAUUCGGAGGAUCACUUGCCGAAUUUCUUCAUGUUUUAGAUAAGGAAAAGGUAUUAAUUUUAUUAACCGAAUUGGCAUCUUCAUUAAAGUUGGCUUUGUCUGUAGCUGACUGAAGACAACUGGUCAGAUCUAUGUGACGAUCUUACACGUAUGUGUGAUUGGACGUAUAGUCACUAUCAUUCAGCUUUAGAGAAGGAGGUUUAUGGUAUCAUAGAAUAUUGCGAGGACAAAUUUUCUUGGGAAUUUGAUCAUUACAACUUUUUUGAGCCUACCGAAUCAGAUGAGGACUAUUACUAAUAAACUCAUUCUCACAUUCUACCUUGAACACAUAAUUAUAUAAUCUUUUUUUUUCCAAGAUUUGUACUUGUUAAAAAUGACAUGUAAACUAUUAGUUUAUUUUCAAAAUGAUUUAAAACCUGUAAAACCAUUAUUUUUUUUUGAAUAAAUCCUUUCUGGAAUAUGAUUGGCUCCGGG